CGUCAUACAUUAUUAUUGUUCGUAUGAACAUCCAGCCGCGGUGUUAUGUUUUAUUACCCCAGUUGGAACAGAUGAAACCAUGGGAAAAUGGGGUUUUGGAUCGUUAGAUGUAUCUUGUGUGGAUUUCCACCAGCCUCGCGGUGUGAAGUUAACGGCUGUACCGGGAACUUUAACGUGUUGGAAGCGCACUGACAGAUCAGAGAGGAGAGGGCGAUCACACUGUAACCGCUUCACUACUAGGAGGCACUCGCCUUCUCUUCUUCUCUUCGUCCUGCCUUCAUCCUCCAGCCGCCGACGUCAGGGGAACAUUUCAAUCCCCUCUUAUAUUCAGGAUAAUCUGAUUAUGAAGAUUUCCUCUGAGACGCCUUUUUGUCAAUGACAGCUAAGAUGGAGACACCUUUCUACCACGAUGACUCCCGCUUGGCUGAAGUCGUCCCCGGCUUCACCCAGAUCGCGGAAUACGAGCGUUAUCCGGGAAGCAAGAUGCUGAUGAAUAAGAAGGUCAUGUCAAUGGUGGGCAGUCAUCACUUCCCAGGCGGUGGUGCAGCAGGAGGCAGGGGCGGAAACCACCACAACCUGGGACUCGCCGGCAACAGCUCCUUGAUGACAUCAGCGGCGCCAUCGACGGACAUGAAUCUGCUGAAGCUGGCGUCCCCUGACCUGGAGCACCUGAUCAUCCAGUCCAACCAAGGACUGGUCACCACCUGUCCCGUGUCGAACUCCAACAAUCCCUUCAUGUACCGCAACCAGGCCACCAACGAGCAAGAAGGAUUUGCUGAUGGCUUUGUCAAAGCGCUCGCCGACCUUCACAAGCAGAACCAGCUGGUGGGAGGCGGCUCCAUGUCCCCGUCCUCAUCCUCCACCGUCUCCCUGCAGACAUCCUACCAGAGGAACCUGAUGUCCAGCGCAGACAUGCCUGUCUACACCAAUCUCAGCAGCUACAACCCAGGCCAGGUGACGUACCCUGUGGGGCAGAUGGCGUACGGUAGCGCCUCAGGCCAUGGUGGUGGUGGAGUCCCUCAACACCACACCCGAGGCAUGGACGCCCCUCAGACUGUCCCUGAGGUGCCUCAACCGCCGGGCGACCCCACAUCCCCGCCCUCCCUCUCCCCGAUAGACCUGGAGACACAGGAACGGAUCAAAGCAGAACGCAAGAAGCUCCGCAACCGUAUCGCCGCGUCCAAGUGCCGCAAGCGGAAGCUGGAGCGGAUCUCGCGGCUGGAGGAGAAGGUGAAGGCUCUUAAGAACCAGAACUUGGACCUGGCCUCCACCGCCGCCAUGCUGCGGGAGCAGGUUGCGCAGCUAAAACAGAAGGUCAUGAGUCACGUCACCAACGGCUGCCAAAUCGCUGUUGGCUCAGCCACUGCAAAGUCUGGAGGAGGAGGGGGAGGCACCGGCAGCGAGGACUCCAGCUGCUGAGGAGGCGGGACACCAGGAGAAUGUGCAUGGGAAAAUAAGCCGAUAGGUCGAGAGGCCGAGGGUUUACUUUGACCAUUUUGUCGUUUUGCUCGAACUCUCGGUCGGAGCGAGGCAGAGAGCAAGACGUCAACGACGCCUCAACAGGACAGAUGGACGUUUAACGGGAUUUAUGUAGCCCCAUAAACCGCUGUCAAUCACCCAGCCAGAGGGGGGCGGGGCUUAGAGGAGAGCGAAGUUCUGACGUUGAAUUUUUUAAGAGGAGAUGGGGGCUAAUUUAAUUUGAAGAGACUGUGUAUGUGAACAGGCACAUUUAUUUGACAGGUGAACUACAUUUACUGACAGAUUUCCAAUUUUUAUUUUCAGAUGUCAUCUCAGUAAAUAAACUGUACUGGAAAGAAUGGAAACAAUUUUCCACCACUGAUUUUAUUCUAAGUUACAGUAAAAACAUUGUUUGAAUAACUCAAUUUUUUACAGUGUGAAGUUGAUCUUUUAUUAUUUAAUACAGAGUUGAGGAGAUCAAAAUACUCAAAGCUAAAUUAUUGUGGAAAUAAUCAGAUUACUUUUAGUUACAGUGAGAACUGUAAUUUUCUUGUCAUAAUUUACAAUAAUCGGAGUUAGGAGAGUGUCAAAGAGACAAUUUCAACAUAACUUUUCCAAAUCCCGGAAAACUGCUCAAAAUGGCCGAUACUGCAGUUUUGUUUUGUAAUCUGAUUACUGUAAUCUCUUUGCUUUUACUACAAUCCCACUGUGUGUUCACGCAGCGGAAGAACCAUCACUUUACAAAACAGACUUGGACAACCCUGUUUUUACAGUAAUUUAUUAUGGUUGUGAUAGAUAUUAUGCAAUCUGAGUACUGCACUCUCUUUACUUGUCUGUAACUAAAGCUCAGCUGUGGUUGGUAAUAAUCCAGUGACUGUUUAAAAUGUUGAACUGUGUUUCUGUGUUUUCUUCGUCUGUUGUUGCUGGAUGUUAAAAACCUUUAAAUUUAUGUCUUCAUGAGGAAAUA
Messenger RNA from Perca fluviatilis (European perch), 2425 nucleotides. RefSeq names its product JunE proto-oncogene, AP-1 transcription factor subunit (gene june). The record is from RefSeq and is a predicted model, not a curated record. The transcript is spliced from 2 exons. Gene Ontology annotation, molecular function: DNA-binding transcription factor activity, RNA polymerase II-specific; transcription factor binding; RNA polymerase II cis-regulatory region sequence-specific DNA binding. Gene Ontology annotation, biological process: regulation of transcription by RNA polymerase II; regulation of cell cycle; regulation of cell population proliferation. Bases 376 to 1419 code for a protein of 347 amino acids. Gene Ontology annotation, cellular component: transcription regulator complex. NCBI's taxonomy places the organism in Eukaryota, Metazoa, Chordata, Actinopteri, Perciformes, Percidae.